Messenger RNA from Myotis davidii, 2858 nucleotides. RefSeq names its product mothers against decapentaplegic homolog 9. Gene Ontology annotation, cellular component: heteromeric SMAD protein complex. The transcript is spliced from 4 exons. NCBI's taxonomy places the organism in Eukaryota, Metazoa, Chordata, Mammalia, Chiroptera, Vespertilionidae. Gene Ontology annotation, molecular function: RNA polymerase II cis-regulatory region sequence-specific DNA binding; I-SMAD binding; DNA-binding transcription factor activity, RNA polymerase II-specific. The record is from RefSeq and is a predicted model, not a curated record. The coding region runs from base 1 to 639 and encodes 212 amino acids. Gene Ontology annotation, biological process: SMAD protein signal transduction; BMP signaling pathway; anatomical structure morphogenesis.
AUGGGAGAGUCACUAGACUUUCGGCCAGUUUGCUAUGAGGAACCCCGGCACUGGUGCUCAGUUGCUUACUAUGAACUGAACAAUCGAAUUGGUGAGACGUUCCAGGCUUCCUCCCGAAGUGUACUUAUAGAUGGAUUCACAGACCCUUCAAAUAACAGGAACAGAUUCUGCCUUGGACUUCUUUCUAAUGUAAACAGAAACUCAACAAUAGAAAAUACCAGGAGACACAUAGGAAAGGGUGUGCAUUUAUAUUAUGUCGGGGGAGAGGUCUAUGCUGAGUGUGUGAGCGACAGCAGCAUCUUUGUCCAGAGCCGGAACUGCAACUAUCAGCAUGGUUUCCACCUAGCCACUGUCUGCAAGAUCCCCAGUGGUUGUAGCCUCAAGAUCUUCAGCAACCAGCUCUUUGCUCAGCUACUUGCUCAGUCAGUUCACCAUGGAUUUGAAGUCGUCUAUGAGUUAACUAAGAUGUGCACUAUCCGGAUGAGUUUUGUUAAGGGCUGGGGAGCUGAGUACCAUCGCCAGGAUGUCACGAGCACCCCUUGCUGGAUUGAGAUUCAUCUUCACGGGCCACUGCAGUGGUUGGACAAAGUUCUGACUCAAAUGGGCUCUCCACAUAACCCGAUUUCUUCAGUGUCUUAAUAGUUAGAUCUUAAUCCCCACUUUUAUAGAACAGAUGCUGUUGCAGGCAGUGGCUUAUAUCAUUUCAGAUUUGCAACUAAAGUGUCUAAGUAUAUGUGUAAAUACAUAUAAUAUAUACUGUUCAUCUAUUUUAUCACCAUUUGUUGUCUGCUUUCUAGUUAAGCUGAUGCCAUUAGAAAAGCAGGUUUUUUUGGGCCUAUGAUGUAAGAAGUAGCAGCUUUAUUUGUGGGAGGAAACAAAGAAAGGCAACUCUGUCAAUAGUAUUUAAAGGGUGUUGGCAGAAUAAAAGGCAGCUUUAGUCAGCCAUGUCAAUAUAAAGCAGGUUGUGUGGCCUACCAGAAAAAUACAAAACUGUUUAUAUAGCAAAAAUCGGGUACUAGCAGCACUAGAGUAAAUAACGCUUUUAGACAAAAUGUAGCAAUCAAACUCAUUUAAUUUAAAUGAUUUCACGUUAGUACUAUUGGCAAGAAAAAAUAACAAGUUUAUAUAAUCAAUUAUGUAAGAUAAGACACAUAAACUUUAUUUCUGAAGUUGAAAUACUUAUACCUGGACAAUUGUGCUCAUAUUAAGGGUUCAUUUUAAACAAAUUUAAACUGUGAUUGGAAAAGAAACUGUGAAGCUGAAGUCAUGUUCCCUCAUACUCUACGACUGUAAAAAAGCAAUGAGUCUAAUAUGGCAAGAUAAAUAUGAAAAUAGCAUGAAAUGAGCUAUGUUCCCAAACUGUAAGACCAGAACUUAGUCCCAGAAUCACCCAAGGAGAUUCCUGCUUUCCACAUAGGAAACGAGGCUCAUGUUUUGAUGGCUGUUCAUGCAGGCAGUCCUGCAGACUUUUGAGUCUGCACAGGGAGCUCUAAGACCAUGUGUGUAGGUCCUGUAGGAAGAAGAAGCAGGUAAUAACAGGAGGGUUGGACAAAAGCAUCAUAUGUUUACUUACACCUUCUCACAUUCCCACAUUAAAAGUCUCUGGGCGACGGCCCUCCUUUUGCCUUAUUUACCUCACUUGUUGGCAAAUAUUAACUAUUUAUAGGUUACUAAAACAAUGGUGAAGAUUUUUGAGAAAAUCAAGACACGUUACUGAGAUCAAUUUCUGAGUUAUUUAACUUAGUGUCUCUAUUGAAUAAAUUAUCUACUGGUCAAAUCUGGUAGGCUCUUAUAAAGCUAAUUCUCACACCUGGAAAUAACUUCCCAAGUAAAGUGAUAAUAAUUUCAUAAUCUCUACAAUUUCUGGGGAACAGUAGUAUUGAAUAAUAGGACAUUUAAAAAACACACAAUAUUAAAAAACCUGUUCUUAUUUACCCUUGGAUAAUAAAGAGGAAAAUCCCCCAAAUUUCUAGGUACUCAUAUAUGUAAAUAUAAAUCCCACCCACUAAACACUGCAUUGCUUAAAAAAAUAUAUUACACCCUUUUAAAAAUGUAUAAUUUAAGAAGGCAAUUAUGCUUUUAACAGAUGGUACUUCAGUAAUCCAAGAGGUUUCUUCAUUUAUACACUCUAUCUCAACUCUUUGUAGCUUAGUGAACACACUAGUUAUUUCUCAUUAAAUUAUAUUCAAGGUAGAAAUGAUGUGAAAAAGAUGAGUGACUUACUACUGUCACCUCUUAUGACUAGUGUUAUAUAAUAGAAACUUUCAUAUAUACAGUAGAAAAUAAAUAUUACAUUUUACAUGAAGACUAGGUAACCCAUUUAGUGUAGUUCAUUGUUCAUCAACUAUGUAUUGUGCAUCUGUAUAUGCCAGGUACAAUGUUAGGUGCUGUAGAAUCAAAUGUAAACAAGAGACAGCCCAGCCCUUGGGUUGAGAGUCUAAUAUUAUAUCUAUUUGUGUAGACAUCCUCAUAAUCCAGAACUUGCAAAACAAAACAGAACAUACCAUCUUCCUUAGCUUAAAAAGUGUAUUGGUUUCUUAAUUAUCUCUUUUGAAUCAUUUCCCUUCUCUUCUGAUCAUUUAGGUAAUGGAUGAAGGCUUCCUUGGGUAAAUGCUAUUUUUCUUCUGUCUAAAAAAGUAGGUUUUCUCCUCCUGUUCCUUCUACUUUCUAAUAGUUUUCCAUCUCCCCUUUUCCCCGGAAAGGGCAUUAAUAUGGUUGGUGAAUCUUUCUCAUAAGUGUAUCAUUCCAUGAGAGAACAGCAAGUAUGCCACAUGGUUUUUGAUCCAGAGAUCAAAUAUAGCUUUCUUUCUUUUUUUAAAAAAAAAACCCUUUAUUGUUCACAUUAUUACAGUUGUUCC